Ceutorhynchus assimilis (cabbage seed weevil) is the source of this 674-nucleotide messenger RNA. NCBI's taxonomy places the organism in Eukaryota, Metazoa, Arthropoda, Insecta, Coleoptera, Curculionidae. The record is from the annotation of a GenBank genome assembly.
AUUAAAGAACGAAAAUGUCGGAAUUAUCUCAAUAUGGUGUUUUCUUCGACGAAAUUGAUAAAAUGUGUAUUUUAGAACCCACAAAUUACAAACAGACAACCAAUUUAAAAGAGGAAAGUUUCAUCUAUGUGGAAAAAAUAGACGAGUUCCAAAAGAUCGCAGAUAAGUUUAUUUCUACAGUGCAAAAUUUGGGCGAAAAAAUUGAAGUUCAAAAAAUUAAAGCCAUUGGAGCGCGCAAUUUGUUGCAGUUAAUGGAAAAACAGAAAGAAAACAAUCAACAGCAGAUGCGUGCCAUAGUAAAAGAAGUGUCCAUGGAGGUAGAGAGGCUAAGGGUCCAACUGCAUUCUCUACAGAAAACUGAAGCGCAACAAACUGAUUUUUUGAGUCAAAUGAAACAUAACUAAUAUUUUUAUAAACUUUAUAUUAAACAAGGGAUAUAUCCAUAAGGGAAACUGAAUCUUGUUGUUUAAUUCAGGCUCAUUAUUCAAGCAACUUCCACCUUUGCUAAAUGCAUAUAUCAAACAUUUUAUAGGGCUUUUCAAAACUGAUUUUAUGCGAAUCUCUUAAUAAGAACUUGUGUACUCAUAAUGAAAGCCGAUUAAAUGUUUUAAAAAUGUUCACCACUUGCAACAUGUUCAAAAUAAAGGCAAGUCGGUAUGGAAAUUCCUUCUAGA